AACUAUGAUGGCUAUAUCCCAGAUUAUUGCCUUAGCCUAGUAAUGUAUAAUGCUAUUGAUUCAUACCACCACGCAAGGACAUUGUUAUUUAAUGUCGUGAAUGAAAUAGGACUUCUUAUUUUAUUCCUUAUCAGGUCCUGCUCAUUGAGAUAAGAAUUCCAAGGAAACUGAACCAGUCGGCCCACAUUUUUGUAAACAGGAAAGCGGAAGCUGUCUUCUUGAGCGUUUGAACAAAGAUGGACGUGAGCUAGCAGAGUAGAUGAUACUUUUUAAAGAAAAAACAUUACUUUAAAUGUUAUCUUACAAUUGCCGAAACUUGGUGGUUUAAAAUGUACGAACCACUUCUUACGGCACUGUUCAAGUGAUCGCUAGUCUAGCUAGUGUUCGGGCUAUCUUAUUGCUAAUGUAAGCUGGCUAGAAGUUAGCAUUUUUUAAAUAGACAAUGCAUUCCCUUGCCAGCUAAGUAACAUUAAUUUACGUUAGCUAUAGCUAGCUAGUCGGUUAGCUAACAUUAACUACAUAGUUUUAAGUUGUGGUUAAAUAUAUAUAUUUCCAGCUAGACUAAGAGCUGCUAGCUAUCGGUUGCAACAUUUAAACAGCACUCCAGCUGGCUAGCAAUCCAAAUGUAGAUGGCUAACAAGUUCUCCAAUGUCAGCAUGUGAGCUAACUUGCACAUUGGAACGCCUUUGUUAGCUAGGUCCUGCUCUUGUUUUCAUUUAAAGUGUUUCGGUGCAUGUUCGUGAAUAUGACAUUUUUAUUAGAUAACGUUUGCAACUUGUGAUACUUAUUUCUGAAGCUAAGUUGCCGAAUUAUGGCGCGACAUGGAAACUCAGAAUAAACUGAAGAUUGGUAACAAGAAAAGGGAGACUAAUACUUCGGCAAUGUCGACACAUGCCCGUCAAACUGCAAAUUCGGUUUUAGGUAGCGAGGUGUCGCUUUCUUUCCAGGAUGAACUGGCGGCGACAAUACAUGGUGCGUUUGAAGUGGCGGUGGAAAUUGCAGUGUUGGAGAUCACUAAACUGGUCGGUCAGGCCCUAGGAGAUGUUCGUGACCAAAUGCAUGAAACAUUACGGGAGAACAAGUCGCUCAAGCAGCGUUUGCAAGCAGCUGAGUUAGAGCUCAGUGUCCGUGAUACAUGCAAAGUGGGGGACGAGAGUCAAGCGCAGAUUGUGGUAACUGUGGGUAACGUCAGCUCAACUGCUCAAAUGCCACCAAGUCAAAAGUCACCGAGCCCUCAACUAAACAGCAAAUUGAAAACAGGGAAAGACAAACUACAGAAGGACGACAAAACAAAAGUUAAAUUCCAAAUCGGGGCUUCAUCGAGUGUUGCGAUUGAAGAAAGUUACGGGUUUUUGGCUGCACCCGCUGAAACAAGUACAAGACACAACGGGUCAUUUAGUGAAAUCCGGGAGGAUGGCCGAGUAUGCUCUCAAGAGCUGGACCCUAGUCUGGGAGAACCAGUCGCAAGCCAGGAAGUUGUCACAGAUGUCAAGGGGAGUUCACCUAAACUCUACUCUGAGAACCUGGUGAAUUUUAAUCCAGAGGCUGCCACAGCAUUGGGCAGCACAUCAUCUCUAUGCACUGGCUCAGGAAGUUCUGAAGUGGAGCAGGUGAAGGUAAAGGAAGAGAAGUCUGAGCUAGACCAUCAUUCUGAGUCUGGUUCUGGCUCCAGUGCUGGCUCCAGUGCUAGCAUAGCUGAAGAGGAUCAUUUUAACCCGGAUAGCCUCUCUCUAGCUCAGUCCAAACUGCUUGAAGACUGGCGGCCUGAGCCACUGCAUCUUCAGAGCUGCAAUACUGAACCUCUGGUUCCCUGCACCAGCCUGUCACUGUCUGACCCUCCCAUCUUUGCCCCAGAUGCUCCUGAUCAGAGCACCCUUGCACCAGCAGUCAGUGCCCCUUCCAUCUUCCCCUCUAACUUCUCAAACUCCUACCAGCCUGCAGAGACAGUGGGACUCUCCACCUCACAGCUGCCUUAUGCUGGCCAGAUUGGCAGCACAAACUCUGCCUCAAUUGCGCCUCCCAGAAUGCACGUCUGCAAGGUCUGUGGAGAAGCAUUCCACCUGCCGGGGGAGCUGCGCCGACACCACAGCCAGCGCCACAACCCCAAACCCAGAAAUCCCAAACGGCAGAUCUUUCCCCCGGGACGCAGCCCUUACCACUGCACCCAGUGUGGCCGCGACUUCAACCGCAUGGAGAACCUGAAGACCCACCUGCGCAUCCACACAGGGGAGCGACCAUAUACCUGCUCUGUGUGUGGCAUGCGCUUCCGCCACUCGGGGGCGCUCACAAGGCACUUCCGUAUUCACACCGGCGAAAAGCCCUACGCCUGUAGUCAGUGUGGCAAGACUUUCCGCAACUGCGGGGGACUCCGAUUCCACCAGCGCUCGCACACCAGGGAAGGGCAGGGCAUGGUGGACUGAGGCAGGAGAUUUCACUGGAGAAAUUUGAACUGAGCAUCACUGACCGGGACCCUUGGUGGGGAAGUAGAGUGGCCCUACUCAGACCUGCGAGACAAGGUUGCUAGAUUACAUUUCCAUGCCACACUAGAUUAAUUGUGCCAGAUUUGACUCAGUAUUCACUCACAUGGAAUUUGGCAUUGAUUUUAACUCACUGAUUUGUGAUCAUGUGGUAAGCUGAUUAAUGUCAGUGCUAGGAGUGGAUAAGACGUUUAAGUGCACUGCUAAAAGGAACGGCAUCACUGAAAGUUUGGGGUUUAUAAAGAUGAAUUGGCACUCUAUAGAGCUGCACAGGUUUGCUGUCUGACAAUUGUUGUUCUGCCCCGCCCCCUUUUAAUAUUUGUGUUUUUUAAAGUUUGAACACUAAAAUGUAUUAAACUUGAGAAACACUCUA
Molecule: messenger RNA, 2850 nt
Organism: Conger conger (European conger)
Lineage: Eukaryota; Metazoa; Chordata; Actinopteri; Anguilliformes; Congridae
Product: zinc finger protein 250-like
Exons: 3
Coding region: 822-2420 (532 amino acids)
Biological process (GO): regulation of transcription by RNA polymerase II
Molecular function (GO): RNA polymerase II cis-regulatory region sequence-specific DNA binding; DNA-binding transcription factor activity
Source: RefSeq, a predicted model, not a curated record